This is a messenger RNA of Tarenaya hassleriana, 1837 nucleotides long. RefSeq names its product F-box/kelch-repeat protein At1g16250. The transcript has 4 exons. NCBI's taxonomy places the organism in Eukaryota, Viridiplantae, Streptophyta, Magnoliopsida, Brassicales, Cleomaceae. Gene Ontology annotation, molecular function: protein binding. The record is from RefSeq and is a predicted model, not a curated record. Bases 225 to 1376 code for a protein of 383 amino acids.
UCUCUCCUCCGCUUGGCUUCCCGUCUCGAAGAGCGUGUUUGCUCUCAGACCAUCUUUUCAUACAAGAAGAGAUCAGAUAGAAGAUUCCUUACAUGGUUUCUCAGUAGCUUCGCUUAUGAUGUUUGCUUGCAUAGAAAGUGUGGGAAAGUGAAGGAAUAUUUUGGUAUAUGUGAUAGUUUGAAAAGGCGAUCGGAAAAUAUACAACAACCUAGCGAGUUUGAAUCAUGGAAUCCAGAAAACAGUCGAUUAUCCCAGGAUUGCCUGAUGAUUUGGCUUUGAGAUGUCUUGCAAAGCUCUCCCAUGGGUGUCAUGGAGUUCUUGAAUGUGUUUCCAAAGGGUGGAGAGAUUUGAUCCGUAGCCCCGAGUAUGCAAACUACAAAUCGAGAAAUGGGUGGUCAGGCAGUUGGUUGUUCGUGCUGACAGAACGUUCUAAGAAUCAGUGGAUUGCUUAUGACCCGGAAGCUGACAGGUGGCAUCCCUUGCCAAGAACUGGAGCUGUUCAAGAGGGCUGGCACCAUUCUGGAUUUGCUUGUGUCUGUGUCUCGAAUGCUCUUCUUGUGAUUGGUGGUUGCUAUGCCCCUUCUGUUUCUUCAUUUCCUCACCAGAAACCCGUCGUGACAAGAGAUGUCAUGAAGUUUGAUCCGUUCAAGAAAGAAUGGAAAAUGGUAGCGAGCAUGCAAACACCUCGGACCCAUUUUGCUUGCAGUGUUGUCUCGGGAAAGGUUUAUGUGGCUGGAGGUCGGAACUUAACCCAUUCCAGAGGCAUCACAUCUGCUGAGGUUUAUGAUCCUGUGGCUGAUAGAUGGGAGGAACUGCCAAUGAUGCCCAGACCACAGAUGGAUUGCUUGGGCUUAUCAUACAGAGGCAGCUUUCACGUUCUGAGCGACCAAGUGGGCUUUGCGGAGCAAAAUUCAUCCGAAGUGUUUAAUCCAUUAGACAUGACAUGGUCCACUGUGGAGGAUGUAUGGCCUUUCUCGAGAGCCAUGCAGUUUGCUGUUCAGGUGAUGGAAGAUGAUCGAGUAUAUACGAUUGUCGAUUGGGGAGAGAGCUUGAUCAAGACUAGGGAUACUGAAAAAGGAGAAUGGAACAAUGUCGGUUCAGUUCCUUCCGUCGUUCUGCCUAAUCAUCCGAGAGAGUUAGAGGCUUUUGGAUACGGCUUUGCUGCUUUAAGACAUGAACUGUAUGUAAUUGGAGGAAAGGUUCUGAAAUGGGAAGAAUCUGGGGCUGGGAGAUUUGACAUAGUGAGAUUGGGUGUUGUAAGGGUAUGCAACCCUUUAGACAUGCCUCUAAAAUGGAGAGAAACUAGACCAAUGUGCAUUCCUGCUGGAGGGUCCAUCAUUGGAUGUGUAUCCAUGGAAGAAGCUUCCUCACCUUAAUCAAAGGUAAAGGCUUCCCCCCUCUUUGUUAUGACAAAUAUUUAUGUCUUUGGUCACGUUGUUGAUAUCGGGACAGAGCUGAGCUGCUAGGCCUAUAACGCUCGUAGCAUCGUCGUCCAAUGAAACCGUCAGAAGCUGACUGGAAAUCAUAGACAUGAGAACAGCAUCUUGUAAAAGAACAAAGAUAUGCAGAUUGGUAGAGAAUGCUCUUGGAAAGAAGGCUUUGGACAUGUCUAUGUCAAGUGAGUUAUUAGUGACAUGUUUAGACUGUGUGAGGAGGUAACCAGAGGAUAUGGUCAUGCCCCUUGUUGAGAGACACGUUAUUGGAUUUGGAUUUGGAAUCUUGUCUGUUUCUGAAAUGUUUGUGAAAGUUGUUUUCAGACAACUUGAACAGUGAGAUCCAUGUUUCCUGAUCUCUGUGUUUGGAAAUUUUAGCAAAUGGCUCCUCUUUGUUAUGUACC